CGGACUCAGCCGAGUGAUCAUAGCGUCUUUUUGCAUAUCUCCCGGGCGAAAUUCUGAUCAAACAUGGGGAGAAGGAGUCGUGGGAAUGCAGAAAAUCCGCCUAAAAGGACAAGAAACCGAUAUAAUUUGCGAUCAGAAUCGAGUCGUGCAAAGCGUGAUGCAGCUCUAGGGGGUACAGACGGACGGAGGGUUGAGAUAACGGAUGAUGAGUUUAGGGAGAACAGUGCUGCUCUUGCUGUUGUAACUGAAGGAAAAGCCUUGACAGUUUCAUCCGUGGACCUGCAAAAGGAAACUAACCGUGCUGUUCACCACACUGAAGAGUUUGAACAAGAGGAGUUGGUCGUGAGACGGGGACAGCCUAUCACCUUCAAGAUAAUAUUUGACAGAAACGUUAAGACCGAUAGUGAUCUGCUCUUUGCCAAAUUUGCUUAUGGUUCCAGACCACAGGAAAGCAAGGGAACCUUGAUCCGACUGCCUUUAAAUCUGAAUGGUGAUGCCUCAACAGCUGACAAUUGGAAUGUCAAGGUCAAGGAUGUUGAUAAAAAGGUCUUGACACUGACUGUCUGUUCAGAGGCCGACUCCAUGAUUGGGAAGUACGAGCUGAUGUUUGAGACUAAGGUCAAGGGCAGUGAGAAUGACUUUGCAAACCAGGAUCUUGACACCUUCUUCUAUCUGCUUUUCAAUCCUUGGUGUAAAGAUGAUGCCGUGUACAUGGAGUCCGAGGAGCAGAGAAAUGAGUAUGUGCUCAAUGAUACUGGAUACAUCUGGACUGGAAACUUGAGGAUGCACUCGGCCAGGGCUUGGAACUUUGGACAGUUUGAGAGCCCAGUGCUAGAGGUGGCAUUGACCUUAUUGGACAAGGGGGAGCUGGCAGACUCGGGCCGCAGCAGCGUUAUCUCUGUCAUCAGAUGUCUCUCUGCUCUUACAAAUAGCAAUGAUGAUGAAGGAUUGCUGUAUGGGAAGUGGGGCUCUGAAUACCCAAAGCCAGGUACGAAGCCCUGGGAGUGGACGGGGAGUGUGGCCAUCAUGGAACAGUACCACACCACCGGCAAACCGGUCAAGUAUGGCCAGUGCUGGGUCUUUUCCGGGGUCGUCACCACCUUAUUGCGUUGCCUGGGCAUCCCCACACGGUCGGUGACAAACUUCGAGUCUGCUCAUGACACAGAUUGCAGCAUGACGAUCGACAAACAUUUCAAUGAGGACGGGGAACCUAUAGAGGAACUUAAUGACUCUACUUGGAACUUCCAUGUGUGGAAUGAGUCUUACUUCAAGCGGCUCGACUUGCCAGAGGGUUAUGAUGGGUGGCAGGCACAUGAUGCGACCCCCCAGGAGCUGAGUGAGGGGGUGAUGAGGUGCGGCCCAGCCCCUAUCAAGGCAAUCAAGGAGGGGCAUGUGUACCUGAACUUUGACACAGGCUUCAUCUUCUCCGAAGUCAACGGAGAUAAGAUUGAAUGGGAGGUGAAGAAAGAUGGCAGCAUGGAGGUUGUGUGGAUUGACAAAUAUGCUGUGGGUGCCAACAUCAGCACUAAGGCUGUUGGGUCAUCAGAGAGGCAUGAUCUCACCUUGGACUACAAAUACAGAGAAGGAUCAGCGGAGGAGAGAAAAGUAGUGGAAUUUGUAGAGAGGUUCAGCUCCCGCCGCAAACAGAACAUCUACAAGAAGGCCAUUGGUGACAAAGAGAUUGACUAUGAGCUGAUCUUGGCUGAUGACAGUAUGAUAGGAGAUGACCUUGAGGUAGGGGUCAAGGUGAAGAACCUGACCUCCGGGACCGCCAAGAUCAAUGUCACUCUCACCAUGGCAAGCAUGUUUUACACUGGCGUAGCCGGCAAGAAGAUUAAAGGGGACAGGAAUGAGAUUGAACUGGCUUCUGGAGAAGAAAAAGAAGUGAAGAUGCCAGUGAGUGCGGAGGAGUACGAGGUGGCAGUCAACCCUGAGUUCAUGUACAAGGUUACCGCAGCCUGUCGAGUCAUCGAGUCUGGACGACUGUAUGCUUCCAUAGAGGCAUUCUCCCUGCGCAAACCACCACUUGUAUUUGAUGUGGGAGAGAAGAUCUGUUCAAGUGUGGAGACCAUUGUGCCCCUCACAUUCAAGAACACGACCAACCUAAAGCUGCACAGCGCUGUCUUCCAUGUUGAGGGAUCCUAUAUGGUCAAGGCCAGAGCCUUCCACAUCAGAAAAUUGAUCCACCCAGAUGAUGAAAUCACUGUUGAUGUUCCGUUCUACCCACGUCGCCUUGGCAACCGCACUGUGAGUGCCACAUUCUCAGCUGAGGAAAUUGCCAAUGUGGAAGGGGUGGUCAAUGUGUUUGUUGUUAGCAAGUCUGAGUGGAAGGAUGAAUCGGAAGAGGAAAAAGAGUCUGCUGAGCCAAUCACAACAGACGAAACAGAUAGUAAACCAAUCAGCUCGGAGGAGGGGGAGUCAGGUGGUGAUGGGGAGGCAGAGCCAGCAGUGAUUGACAAGGAGGAGAAGCCAAUGGAGACUGGAGAUGGAGUGGGUGCAGGAGACGCGCCUGAUCUAGAGGAUCAGCCAGGAGAGCAAACUGGAGAUGUCGCCAAUGGAACAGACUAAAUGGAUGUGCAUGUGUGUACAACAGGCAGAAAAACAGACAUCACAGUUACCAUUCCAUUCAGGACUAUUUUACCAGUCUGUGGAGAUACAUAGUAACUUUUGAUACUGUAUUUUUGUAGCUUUGGUUUCUUUUGAUAAAAAAAUUAUAAUUUGACAACAGCUAUGAAAGGCUUUAUUAGUAUUUUUUUAUAGAUCUACCUAAAAAUGGAUUACCAAUCAUAGCAGUAUUCGAUAUUUUUGUAAUUUGAAUUUUGUUGUCUACAAAGGAAAAUAUUGUGAAUCUCAAUGUUGUGAAUGUUCUUUUAACUGGUAUAUCAUGUUAAUUGUUGUUGUUUUUCAAAGUUAAUGAUUGAGUUUUAAUUUCGGGUUUAAUACUUAAAUAUAUAUAAUUUUACUAAAAUUUAAUGAUCUCACACAUGUGUUCAGGACUUUUUUACAAUUAAUUUAAAUUCUUAAUUCUAUAUCCAUAUUCAUGUGUCAUAGUAAAUACAGUAUUUACCAAAGAUCAUCAUAUGUCUUCCUGUUUGCUGAAAUGUGCUUGCAUGUGUUGUUAUGUAUAUGUACAUCUAAUACAACUACCACGGUAACACUUAUUUUCCUCAUGUUGUAGUUUGAUUUUAUGUUAAGAAAUCAUAAGUUCUUAAGGACUUAACCAUAUACGAUGUACUCAAUUUCAAAAGACCUCAUGUAUUUUGGUUGUUGGUUAACUCCUCUUGUCUUAAAAAAAGUUGAUUUUUCAUAGCCUUGAUGUCGCUGUAGUCGGUGCUGAUGUAUUCUGACAAUAACCUUGACCUUAAUCAACUCGAAACCCAUAUGAAACUUAGUACAAAUGUUGCCAGAGAUAUAACUCUUGCUUUAAUAAUUGCCAUUAAGAGUAUAGUCUCUUGUGUCAUUGUGAUAACUACAACGCUAGCUCAUUGGCACUGUUGUUAAAAUUACAUACAAUAAAGUAAACUUUCCUUAGAUCUUUGAGACCAAUGCAGAGUCGGGCACGUAGCUGACUGUAUGCAAAUACGCAGUUGCAUAAUGAAAUUUUAACUGGCUGAUGUUUUUGUCAUACCAAAACCCUAUAAUUUGAAUUAAAAAUUGAACGGGGGUAGGAGGUGAAAGGGUUAAUAUGCUGUCCAACAUCAAUCAAUUCGGCCCUAGCUACGCGGCUGAGAGUGCAAUCUACAAAUAUGUUAUUUUUAUGUUAUAUAUACAAAUUAUAUGGCGUAGCGAGGAUAAUUUGUAGUAGAACAGGACGUCACCUUAGUGCAAGAACUCGAUAUCUGCUUCUAUUUCUGUAUGCAGUUAUUGAGUUUUUUCAGUAAAUGAUGUAUCCUGACAUCAGGAUUGAGAGUUUAUAACUUAAGCCUAUUGUGCAGUUGUUAAGAUUGUAUUUUGCUCACAAUUGCUUUAAAAGUACCUUGAAAUGUAUAUAAUUGCUUUUGGAAACAAUUUCAAAAGGGGUUGAAGGUCGUUACCCGAAUUCGGGCACAAGUCCCUCAUACUCAACGACCCCUCGGCUAUUUUUCAGGAUUGGCAAUUAUCAGCUGUUAGAAGCCCUGAUUGUAGUUGAUUUGUUUUUUCUUGUUUAUGUGCUUUGGUUACCAAGCAGACCAUAUUCAUAUUUUCACAGAAAUUUUAAUGAAUUGUAUAUAAAGUGCUAUAUACAUAAAUAUGAAUAAAUAAAACAUAAGGAAGAUUAUAUGUGUGCAAUACUUUAAAUAUAGUGAUAUUUAAAUUAGAAUGAGAUUUACAAUAAAAAAUCAUCAUUUUAUUUAUCAUAGCACUGGAAGUGGUUUUUGUCAUUUUUUAAUUAAUUUUAAAGAUUUUCAAAAGCUUGGGGUUAGUAGAUUGUUUUAGUUUUCUUUAAUUGUUUUCAUAUGAAAGGCAGCAUAAAAAGUGUGAAGCAGGGAGAUAAUAAAUGUUUGUAUUGUAAGUGAGAUUAUUUUUGUAUCAUUUUUUUUUUUGUAAGGCAUAUAUAAGUGUGUUAUAUGAUAAUUGCUUUUGACAAAACAUUGGUGAGGAGUCUGUGUGUUUGCAAUAGUAACAUUACAGUGUAAAGGCUAUGUAUAUCGUUAAUAUAUCGCUUGUAUAUCGUGAGUAGUAUUAGUUAUUUGUGCACAUACAUGUAAUUAUUAUUUUACCUUAAAUUACUUAUUUAUGUUUUAAUGAGAAUGAAAAAAGGAUAUUCUACAAGAAUAUAUAAUUAUCAAAAGAUCACUGUAUUAUUAAUCUACUGAAGCACGUUUUUCUCUCUUUGCCAUGAUUUUAGUUACCACCAAGAUCUAUCAACAUUUGGAAGUUCAUACCCAGUAGUGGUUAGAGGUUGUUAGUAAGUACUUAAAAAAUGAAUGGUUUAUGUAUGCAUUUGUUAUGUGUUAGUACAUACUAACAGCCUUUAACUUGUUUAGUGGUCUGCAUACUUAUGUGUAAACUACCUACAAAGUUGGCCAGCCACUGUUUAAUUCUACUGGCUCACUUGAUUAAAAUCAAUAAAGGCUGACUGCUGAUUAACUUUAUGGCUUGGUUUCCAUUUUCAAUUUGUUGGAUUCUGCUUUUAAUGACGAACUUGUAGUAAUAAUGUGCUAAUAUAAACCAAGUUCAAAACUUUGUUACUUGUGUUAGCAAUUCAUUUAAUUUCCAUUACCUAGUUUUGUUGUUGCUUUUUUACCUUAUAGUUCUUUUACACAUGUUUAUUUCUUUUUCUUAUUUUUUGUACUGUGCUUACACUUGCAUAAAUGUAAAGAAAAAACGA
Mya arenaria is the source of this 5311-nucleotide messenger RNA. Its product is annotated as protein-glutamine gamma-glutamyltransferase K-like. The transcript has 16 exons. Bases 64 to 2568 code for a protein of 834 amino acids. Gene Ontology annotation, biological process: peptide cross-linking. Gene Ontology annotation, molecular function: protein-glutamine gamma-glutamyltransferase activity. The record is from RefSeq and is a predicted model, not a curated record. Lineage: Eukaryota; Metazoa; Mollusca; Bivalvia; Myida; Myidae.